Molecule: messenger RNA, 4716 nt
Organism: Meira miltonrushii
Lineage: Eukaryota; Fungi; Basidiomycota; Exobasidiomycetes; Exobasidiales; Brachybasidiaceae
Exons: 1
Coding region: 26-4567 (1513 amino acids)
Biological process (GO): calcium ion transmembrane transport; intracellular calcium ion homeostasis
Cellular component (GO): endomembrane system; membrane
Molecular function (GO): calcium:proton antiporter activity
Source: RefSeq, a predicted model, not a curated record
ACCAUCAUUAACAGCCAUUGCUCAAAUGGCAGAUCAAAGUCCUGCUCAGCCCAAAAAGGGUGACAGCGUUCAAUCACGCGAAGGAAGUGAUGGUACAAUUGGUCCAGGUUCAGCUUUGAGUAAUAGAAGUUUGCCUACACCGCAAACAAGACAAAGCAGAAAGCCAUCUUUAGGUCCAAGAGAUCCAUCUGCAACGAUGUCUUUUGCUCCUUCUGAAUUGGAUGCAAGUGGUUUAAGUGCAACAGAUUAUAGUUCAGGAGAAGAACAAGAAACAAGACAACGUUCUUCUACUCUAAACACAAAUGAUGCCGCAAGUAUAUCGCACGGUAUUCGAAGACCAUCUAUCGCUACAGGUGCACAAAGUCAAGCUUCUAUCACUCCUUCUGCUGCCGGAAAAGGAAAACGUAGAGCUUCUAAUUACACAAAAGGAGGCGAAUCAAAGGAAAGAGGAAGCCGUAACGAUCGUGAUGUGAGCAGAAGUAGACGUAAAAGUCGUGAUUAUAACAGAAACGAUGAGGACGAAGAUGAGAUCAGCGGUAGAUAUGGACCAAUGGAUGAUGAAGAUGAUGAAGUACAUCAUAUCGAUCGUGGUGAACAACUUGUCCGUCGCAGAAUGAAGGCUAGACAAAAGGAAAAAGCAUUGAAGCUCAAAGCUGAAAAAGAGAAACAACAAUUGGCACGUUUGCAAACUGCACAACAACAACAGCAAGGUGUUCCACAGCCGUUAAGUCCCAGGACACGACCAACGAGCAAACAACUGAUUGCACCUAUGCCAGCUUCACCUUCUCCGCAACUGGAAAGGGAAGGUAGGCCAACGCAUAUCAAUUUACCUGCUCCAGAUUUUGCAGCAAGUGCAUCUGUACCUCCUUCUGCUGUAUCUUCUCAAGGACCACUCAGUCCUGGAAUGCGUGGUCCGAUCAAUUAUCCAUCGCCACAUUCCCACAUCCGACGUCCUGGCAUUCGUGCAUCCGUUGCAGAGCCUUCAGGUGCUGGUCGUAGAGUGAGUGGAGUGAGCACAGCAAACUACAGUAGCACGAUCGGUGCUGCACGUAGUCCUUCCAUUCCUCAUCACGGUCAGACUGGCGAUGUAUUCUCAGAAGCUGCUGCAAGUGAAGCAGGCACGAGUUUACGGGAAGGUGAGAGUGUUUUUGCAGAAGAGCAGGAUGAAAUUCGUGAUACAAUUGGAGGUCUGCCGCAAAAUAUGGGCAUUCCACGAUCUGAUGCUGGCCGUGGGGAAGAAGAUUUGGGCGAAGAAGCUCAGCCUGCGGAAGAAGAAGAUGAAGAAACGCCGAACGUUGAUGGUGAUGAUGACGAUGAAGGGGAGGAUACAUCGGGCGAUGCAGGUGACACAGGAAGCGAUGCUGAUGUUGAGUACACCCUGAAAGAUCGUCAAGAUGCAAUCAAUAUCGAACAUCCUUUCGGUUUGCCGAUCUGGAAGCCAGCUUUGUACAAGAAAUCAAGAAGUGUAACGCGAAAUGCCGAAAAUGCUCUGCAUUCCAUACCCAGCGCAGCAGCUGAAAGACAUUUGCUGCCAGCCAAUCUUCUCUGGACAAUAUUUGCUGGCUUGUGGCUCAGUAUCAUCUGCUUCGUCUUGGCAAUUCUGCUCAAUCUUUUACCUCUUGGCGGUGGCAAGUAUGCUCGAGUGAUUUGGGAGUUGGGAGGAUACCUAUUCUGGCCAUUCGGAAAGUAUGUAGAGUGCGAAGUUGGUCCGGAUAGCAAAGAACGUUUAAUGGAAUAUGUAGCAGAUGAAAUUGGAAAUGAGGAAACGAAUGAUACCGCAACAAAUCAAGCACCUGAAGAUUCUUACGAAAACAACUUCACGCCCGUAGCCGCACGCUUCCCACAUGAUCAUACUCAUACCGUGCCAUUUAACUCACGUCCUGCUUCAAGUCUUGCGCUCACAACGCAUGAUACGAUCAGGCCGGGUGAUACAAUCGCUGCUUACCGUGUACUGGAAGAACAGAAACAGAGUAGCGGAUCUGGAUCCUCGCGUGAAGAGCAACAAAAUUUGAAUAAUGAUGAAAGCACAUCUACUGCAGCUGGAAAGAGCUAUGGUGCAACAAAAGACUUGGAAGAAGGAAUGAUUGAAUAUAGCGAAACUGAACGUAUACGACAAGAGUUGGACAUCUAUGGCUACGUACAUGAUGAUCAAGGCAAUGAUGUUGGCCGAGCAAAGCGAAUCUUAGGAACGAUUGCAUAUGGUUUUGCAUUUUGGCUCAUCAUCGGACCGUUGAUGGGCUUGAUCUGCUUGGCUUGCUGGGGUACUGUGUUCCCAAUUCCUAUGGCCAAGCUCAAUUGGGUUUUAUUGAAGGAUCUAGCACGAAAGCCGCUCGCUCUACGUUUCAGAAGCGCUCCUCGUAUUGAUACUACAACGGUUGAUCAAAGUAACAGAAACGGAUCGGAAUCAACACCUCUUCUAGGACACAAACGUAGCAUUCUGCAACAGCUCAAAGCGGGCGAACCUGCGCCUCAAACGGCAAAAUUGAGUCGUGAUGGCCGUUUGGUACGACGCAGCAGAAUUCUAGUUUGCACGUAUAGAGCAAUGGGUUUGCAAUACUACAAGUAUACCGUAGGAGGUGUCAAUAUUUUGUUCAUCAACACUUUGCCGUUUGUCUUUUUCACAAUCUUUGACUUCUUCUUCGUUGAGCCUUAUGUGGAACACCAUCAUCUUCAUACUGGCUUUUUGGCACUUAUCGGAAGCAAAGGUGCAAUGUUUAUCUUUGCUUUGGGUAGUGUUAUCCCUUUAAGUUAUUUCAUUGGGAUGGCUGUUGCCUCGAUCAGUGCGCAAAGUAGUAUUGGAAUGGGAGCGGUGAUUAAUGCAACUUUUGGUUCGAUUGUUGAAAUUAUUCUUUAUGCUAUUGCAUUGACGCAAGAUAAGGCAAGGUUGGUCGAAGGAAGUAUUGUUGGUUCUAUUUUGGCGGGUGUCUUGCUCAUGCCGGGUGUAUCGAUGUGCUCUGGGGCCAUGCGUCGUAAAGAACAACGAUUCAAUGCGCGAUCGGCAGGUGUUACAAGUACAAUGUUGAUCAUGGCAAUCAUUGGUAUUUUGACUCCUACGUUGUUCUAUCAAAUUUAUGGAACUUUCCAACUUACUUGCAAAGGCUGUCCAGCGGAUACUUUACCAGGAGAGGCAUGGACGUGCAAGCGCUGUUUCUACGAGCAUGUUCCUCCGGCAACAGAUCCUUUCUACCAAGACAAUGUCAAAGGUCUCAUGUAUACGUGUACAGUCGUUUUGGUUUUAUCUUAUGGUAUUGGUUUAUGGUUCUCCUUACGUACCCAUGCGUCACAAAUUUGGCAGAAUCCUCAACCACAACCUGUUUUGGCCAAUACAGCGACCUUGCAAAAUGCACCAGGUGCAUAUCCUGUACCCAACUCAGCCUCCCAACACAUGGCACCUGGACAACAUAUUUUGCAUAGCCUUGCACAAAAUGCAAAUUUGACUCAAAACCAACGGAUGAGUAUGUACAAGCGUAUUAUUCCUUCAGGUGUUUUACAGCAAAUCCUACCAACAUCCAAUAACAGGGCCACUUCAGGACAAAGUCAAACCGUUCGAUCAAAUCAGAGUAGAAAUACGAUCUUCAGUGAAGCUGCUCGCGAUGAAAGUGAACAUGGACAUGGUAAUCAAGCAUUCGUUCCACCGCCAUUGCAAUUGCCCGAUACGUUAUCUGCUGAAGAUUAUGAACGUGCUGCUACAGCUGCAGUUGCAACAAUUGCUGUUGGUCAACAGGCAAACAAUCCCAAUCAAGGUUCGAUUCGAUUCGCAGAUGGUGCAACAGCACGCAUGAAUAGAAAAGCAAGCGGACAGGUCCAUGAUCAUGGAUCUAGACAAGGAUCUCAGGCGCAACCGCUCCCUGUCAGUCAUGCAGGACAAGGUCAAGAACCACCAAUCCCACAAAAUGAAGCUGCAAGUGGUGGUCAUGGAGGACAUGAUGCACCUUCAUGGACACGUGGAACAUCUUUGUUUGUCUUAUUAUCAUGCACUGUCCUCUACGCAAUCAUUGCUGAAAUCUUGGUGGAUGCAGUGGAUGUGGUUCUAGACGGCUCAGGAUUGGACAUCAAGCUCUUGGGUGUGACCCUAUUCGCUCUGGUACCAAACGCAACCGAAUUCAUGAAUGCAAUGUCAUUCGCCAUCAACGGUAAUAUUGCAUUAUCCAUGGAAAUCGGAAGUGCGUAUGCAUUGCAAGUUUGUCUUAUUCAAAUCCCUGCCAUGGUGGCUUUCAGUGCAUUCUAUCAAGCGAGAGGAAGUCACGACAAUGAUAUCAAUAGCACAUUCACACUCAUUUUCCCACGCUGGGAUGUGAUUGCGAUCAUUUUUGCGAUUUUCUUACUCACAUAUACAUACAUCGAGUCAAGAUCAAAUUAUUUCCGUGGCUCUUUAUGUCUUUUGAGUUAUAUCGUUCUCAUUUCCGGUUUCGUCUUUGCGCCGAAUACAGGGGAUCCAGAAUCGCCAGUAGAAGAUCGUCCUGAUCUAUUUCGUGCAUUAGGAUUUGGUGGUUUGCAAAAACCAAUUUUGGAUUUACCUUGGCAUACAUACUUUGAAGCAUUAUACAACAGUCUUUGGACAAAGUAGACAAUCUUCGCCCUUCACAUUUAUACCUUACCUCUUAUUUUAUGUACAAUCAGCUCUCUUUCCUAGAUCGCAAAAUUUUGUGUGAGCAUUUAUGCCACACUUGCAGGCUACCUAAUUCCUUUCAACGACUUUUAAUGAUUGAUGAUGUU